Messenger RNA from Artibeus jamaicensis (Jamaican fruit-eating bat), 1242 nucleotides. It is a transcript of the gene CDC42EP5, whose product is annotated as CDC42 effector protein 5. NCBI's taxonomy places the organism in Eukaryota, Metazoa, Chordata, Mammalia, Chiroptera, Phyllostomidae. The transcript is spliced from 4 exons. The record is from RefSeq and is a predicted model, not a curated record. The coding region runs from base 710 to 1174 and encodes 154 amino acids.
GUCCAAGGCAGAGUCAGCGCUGCCCGUGGAAGACCACGUCCGCCCUCCUUGCCUGUUCCUCCCUCUCUCUUUCUCUCUCCCUCAGUCUCCACACACACCGCCCCAACAGCUGCAAUCUGGAAGAAAUUACUCUCCCAAACAGCCAAUUCAGGAAAUUCCAAGCUGGGCAGGGGGAGGGGCCGGGCUGGGGGCGCGCCCCGCGCGUCCCCCACCCCCUUCUGCGUGUCCUCCCGAGCACACCCAGUCCCCGCCUCCUCCCGCCCCUACGCUCAGCCCGGAGGGGCCUCAGCUUUUCCACCGCUGCUUUCUAGUCCUUGAAAAAUCCUAGAGGCAAACUUUUUGGAAGCUUGGUGGGGAGUAAGGAAGGCUGGGCGGGGCCUGUGCCUUAACCCUGUCUGCCCCAGACGGACUGCGCUGGACCGACCGAGCGGCGACUCCGCGCCCGUUUGGGCUCCUACCAUGGCCCCCGAGAGGGGCUGACACUUCGGUUCGGGCGCAGGUGAGGUCCGGCCAGGAGGAAGGAGGAAGGACGGCACGGGCCUGGGAACCGCAGGCCCAGGCGGGCUCCGAACCCAGGGCGCGGCGUCCCAGCCUGAGCCGAGCCUGAGCGCGCCGGGCCGGCUCCACGAGGACCCCGAGGCUGAGGUCGGAGAAGGCUGAAAAACACCGCAGAACUGGUGAAUCAAGACUGGGUUUCUCAGAGAAAUAAAUGAUGCCGGUGCUGAAGCAGCUGGGCCCCGCGCAGCCCAAGAAGCGACCGGAGCGCGGCACCCUCUCCAUCUCCGCGCCUCUCGGCGAUUUCCGGCACACGCUGCACGUGGGGCGCGGUGGCGAUGCCUUCGGGGACACGUCGUUUCUGAGCCGCCACGGUGGGGGGCCGCCCCCCGAGCCCCGGGCGCCGCCUGCCGGGGCCCCGCGUUCCACACCCCCGCCCGCCGUGCCGCAGCCGCCGCAGCCCGCUCUCCGCGCGCCGGCUCCCGCCGACCCGCUGUUGUCCUUCCACCUGGAUCUGGGCCCCUCGAUGCUGGACGCAGUGCUGGGCGUCAUGGACGCGGAACGCCCAGGGGCCGCGGCCGCCAAGCCCGACGGGGACCCCGGGUCUGGGCCUCAGCGCCCCAGGGCUCGCUGCCGCCCCGACGCGGAUCUCGAGCUGGACGAUGUCAUCGGCCUGUAGGCUGUGGGUUCCCCGCGCCCUUGGUGUCCUGCACCCCACUUCUUUAUACAUAAACGGCCAAGGUCUGU